Molecule: messenger RNA, 4464 nt
Organism: Gorilla gorilla gorilla (western lowland gorilla)
Lineage: Eukaryota; Metazoa; Chordata; Mammalia; Primates; Hominidae
Gene: KCNS1
Product: potassium voltage-gated channel modifier subfamily S member 1
Exons: 4
Coding region: 308-1888 (526 amino acids)
Biological process (GO): protein homooligomerization; action potential; potassium ion transmembrane transport
Cellular component (GO): membrane; voltage-gated potassium channel complex
Molecular function (GO): protein binding; delayed rectifier potassium channel activity
Source: RefSeq, a predicted model, not a curated record
CUCCGGAGGAUGCCCCUGCAGGUAGGCCCAGUCUCCAGACACCACCACCCCCCAGCCGAGUCAGGAAUAGAAACCGCCGCCUCCGGCCGCCAGCGGCCUCACUCCCUCCUCCGGCAGCGAUCGAUGCGGCCUUCAGCCGCGGGGGACUAGGCAAGGAAGAAGGAAGGAGAGGGCAGCGGGGCCGCCUGCAGCAGGAGGCUCGGCGGGGCCGGCGGGGCAGAGGCGAGACCGAGUAUAGCCAGCGGCUCCCAGCCUCGGUGCCUUUGGGACAGACACGCGAGGCGCCCGGGAGGUGCCACCACAGGUGAUGCUGAUGCUGCUGGUCCGGGGAACACACUAUGAGAACCUCCGGUCUAAAGUGGUGCUCCCAACACCCCUAGCAGGGAGGAGCACUGAAACCUUUGUGAGCGAAUUCCCGGGCCCCGACACCGGGAUCCGCUGGCGGCGAAGCGACGAGGCGCUGCGCGUGAACGUGGGUGGCGUGCGGCGGCAGCUGAGCGCGCGCGCCCUGGCGCGCUUCCCGGGCACGCGGCUGGGCCGCCUGCACGCCGCGGCGUCGGAGGAGCAGGCGCGGCGCCUGUGCGACGACUACGACGAGGCGGCGCGCGAAUUCUACUUCGACCGGCACCCGGGCUUCUUCCUGAGCCUGCUGCACUUCUACCGCACUGGCCACCUGCACGUGCUCGACGAGCUGUGCGUCUUCGCCUUUGGCCAGGAGGCCGACUACUGGGGCCUAGGCGAGAACGCGCUUGCCGCGUGCUGCCGCGCGCGCUACCUGGAGAGGCGGCUGACCCAGCCGCACGCCUGGGACGAGGACAGCGACACGCCGAGCAGCGUGGACCCGUGCCCCGACGAGAUCUCCGACGUGCAGCGAGAACUGGCGCGCUAUGGCGCGGCGCGCUGUGGCCGCCUGCGCCGCCGCCUCUGGCUGACCAUGGAGAACCCGGGCUACUCGCUGCCGAGCAAGCUCUUCAGCUGCGUCUCCAUCAGCGUGGUGCUCGCCUCCAUCGCCGCCAUGUGCAUCCACAGCCUGCCCGAGUACCAGGCCCGCGAGGCGGCGGCCGCCGUGGCUGCGGUGGCUGCGGGCCGCAGCCCGGAAGGCGUGCGCGACGACCCGGUGCUGCGACGCCUCGAGUACUUCUGCAUCGCCUGGUUCAGCUUCGAGGUGUCGUCGCGCCUCCUGCUGGCGCCCAGUACGCGCAACUUCUUCUGCCACCCGCUCAACCUCAUCGACAUUGUGUCUGUGCUGCCCUUCUAUCUCACGCUGCUGGCUGGUGUGGCACUGGGCGACCAGGGCGGCAAGGAGUUCGGCCACCUGGGCAAGGUGGUGCAGGUGUUCCGCCUCAUGCGCAUCUUCCGCGUACUCAAGUUGGCGCGCCAUUCCACCGGGCUGCGCUCGCUGGGAGCCACGCUCAAGCACAGCUACCGUGAGGUGGGCAUCUUGCUGCUGUACCUGGCUGUGGGUGUGUCAGUGUUCUCUGGUGUGGCCUACACAGCUGAAAAGGAGGAGGACGUGGGCUUUAACACCAUCCCAGCCUGCUGGUGGUGGGGCACAGUAAGCAUGACCACCGUGGGCUAUGGGGAUGUGGUGCCAGUGACGGUGGCUGGCAAGCUGGCAGCCUCAGGCUGCAUCCUAGGGGGCAUCCUGGUGGUAGCACUCCCCAUCACCAUCAUCUUCAACAAGUUCUCCCACUUCUACCGGCGCCAGAAGGCUCUGGAGGCAGCCGUGCGCAACAGCAACCACCGGGAGUUUGAGGACUUGCUGAGCAGCGUUGAUGGGGUGUCGGAGGCAUCUCUGGAGACAUCCCGAGAAACCUCUCAGGAGGGACGGUCGGCAGAUCUAGAGAGCCAGGCCCCCAGUGAGCCUCCACACCCUCAGAGGUAUUAAAACCAGGGAUCCGUGACCCCCUGCCAUGCCCCUACAGUCAGCUGAGACAGUAGAGAUUCCUCCCCUGCUAAAGUUCUUCAUGGUAGUGAGCCUCCCAGGAUCACUCAUGCUGUCCUGAGAAAUGAGAUUCAAAAGCUGCAUUCCUUCCUCCAAAGGCCCAGGACAGGACAGUGCUACCCUAGAUUCUGUGAGAUUCUGCAAGCAACUCAGAAAGCUUUAUAAACCUGCCUCCAAGCUAUUCAUGAAGCAGGCAUGAGCCAGAGGGAGGAAGUUGAAAGGAUGCUAAUGAUUCCUGAGCACCUCCUGUACAUGAGCCAGGUCAUGUUUGGCCUUGUGUUGGAGAAAGAUAAUUAUCCCCACUUCACAGAUGAGGAAACCAAGGCUAAGAGAUGAGCGAUGCCUCUCCCAGAUGUCACAAUUAGAAGUGGCAGAGUCAGGUUUGGAAUCUGGGCUUGUUGGUGGACCUGGAGCAAUGCUCCAUCAACUCCAUCUUUCUUCUGCCCUCAUGAAGUUUGCAUGUGUUUUUUGGUGAUUCAUGGAUCCCCAGAGUUGAUCCACAAGAUAAGAAAUCCCUUUCAGAGCCAGGGAAGGGUCCAGACAGGAGAUUUGGAUAUAGGAGCUCUGGAUCUCAGCUGUGGUUCCUUUCUAGGAGCAUCCAACAGGAGUCAGCAAUCAAAGAUGAGUCCUGGAGGGAAGGAGGAUGAGUCCUGGGAGGAAGUACCAUAGCAUUGUACUUGCCUCUUUAGCUGGUAUGCAAGAUUUGCUAAGCAAUAAUCUUCUGACCUUCCUCCCAGGGCUGAUGUGAGAGAAAGAAAAUCUGAAGGGCCCCUGGCCUGAGAUCUAGACAACCUAGCUGCGCCAAGACCUGCUGUGUAAAGUGGUCCAAUCCCUGCCCCCAAGUCCAGAUUCCAGCCCUUCUGUCAAAUGGUCGGAAUCUGUGACCCAGAGGGCAAUGAAAGCCAAGGAGAGCAGAGCGGUCUCUAACUUAAAGCCAGCUCAGCUCUGAAAUGUUCAGAGGGCUGACAUAUACGAAUACUGGCUUCUAAGACCCUCCCCCAACAGUCUGACCUUGGCAAUUCCUUUCUGCCCAUCACACAGACGUCCAGCCCUACAUUGUCCAGCCCUACCUAGAGUACCCAUCCAGGCCCAUGUGUGAGAGUCCUCUCCCUUCUGGCCAGCUCCAGCCCCCUCACCCUUGCUGGGGGCAUAUCUCUCAUACCCACCUGCUGAAUCUUCUCUUCACUUGCUGAGAAAGUCAGAGGAGGGGAUCCAGUAGCCCUUUGCACAUACUGUGGCUACAGCACCCAGCAGUGUGCUGUUGUUGUCUGACUGUGGCUAUCUCUGUCCCAUCACCCUGAGCCUCAAGAUGGAAGACAUUGUCUGCUUGAACUCUGGGCUUGGUGCAGAGUAGGUGUUUGGUAAAUGUUGAAUAGAUCAACCAAUUCCUACAGCCCACUGGGUGCCAAGCUCAGAGGGGAAAAAAAGAUAGCCAGAGAGAGACCUGGCCCUCAAAAAGGUGUGAACAAGACUGAAAAGGAGGACCGUUCAGCUCCGCCUGCCCUGUCCCUGCUUGGUUCUUGAAGUUUUUACAAUAUAUUCCUUGUAGGUUCUUCACUCACUCACUCAACAAAUACCCGUUGGAAGAGUCUUAAACUGGGGCUUCGUGUGUGGCCUGCAGUCAUGUUUCGGCUUAGUCCAACAGUAUUUUUAUUACAUUUGAAGAAUCUGAAUGCCUUUGCGUGAGGCAUGCACUCUCAGGUUCCCCAUAGUGUCUCCCCCGCUGCCACCCACAAACAGACACACAUGCUGUUGUGUUAUGCCCAGCCACUCUGAUAUACUGGCUUCUGCCUUGUGGACUGCUUACUAGUCUCAAGAGAUACAGUGGUGGGAAAAUAUAUCCCGAUACUCAUGAAGCUUACCGACUAGUAGGGAAGAUAGACUCUAAUGCAAUAAUCACAUAAAUAUAGCGAGCUCUACUAAGUACAGGUGUGUAUAAUGUAUCAGGGACCAUGGCCCGAGAAAGUGAGAAGGCUUUCCUGAGCAAGUGACAAUCUAACCUGCCAUCCAAAUGAUAAAUUGCUAAUUAAGCAAAUGAGGUUCCAGGGGGGAGUACUCCAAGCAGAGAGAAUGGCAUGUGUGAAGGUGUGUGUCAUACACAGGGCCUAGUACAUAGUGGGCCCCCUACAUACGCAUGGAUUCUGGGUCUCCAGAUUGGAAGAGAGGAUGGAGCUAAGCAGGAAAGGGCCUCCCUUGAAUUCACCACACACAUACCAGCCCUUCUGCACACUCUGCUCCUUACAUCUAGGCCCAGCUGAACCCAGGUUAGGGGCAGAUCAGAAGGGCUGCGUGUAGCACCCUUAUGGUCUUGCAGAACACACCAAGAAACCCGAUGGCUUCCGUAUUUUCUGACCCUACAAACAGGUCCCUAAUACUGGUGUGGAGAAAGCUCAAGAGAGAAUCAUCUGGCCUGAGCCUACCAUGAGGCUGUUUGUGGUCCUGUCAGAAAAGCAACAACUCGCUCCCCUUCCCAUGUAUCAGUGAAAACCAUUAUGCAAAUAAAGAGCUGGGCCCCAGGA